AACCCCCAUUAAACAAACCAGAAUCCACGCAAGCAGCAGCCGAAGGGAUGCUCGCGACGCCCACCCACGCCCCCCACAACCCCGCAUCGUCAUCACCACCACCACUCCUCGCCUCCUCCCACUCCCACUUCCGACUCGCCUCCUCCCACCCCCACCUCUUCCGAGGCAGCCCACGAUCGCGCCUCCGUCUCAUCCGCGAUCCCGGCCGAGCCGAUCCGCUUGCAGGCGGCGGCGGCGGGAGGGUGGUGGGGGUGUCGGCGGCGGGGAGGACGGCAUCAUCCGCCGCGGCGCCCGCGGAGAUGGAGUGGGUGCGGGUGCUGGAGGAGGGGGUGUUCCGGUUCGACGCGUCGGGGGCCGCGCGGGCGGCGGCCGCGCCCAGCUUCUCGUUCGCGGAGCCGCGGCGGAGGGAGGCGGCGCGGGAGGGCGCGGAUACCCCCGCCGUCGUGCCGGCGUGCCACGUGGUCGGGGACGCCCAGAAGGUUCUGAUUAAGCUUCCUGCUGGGACGUCUUUCUAUGGCACAGGAGAAGCAAGUGGCCCGCUCGAGAGGACUGGGAAAAGAGUUUUUACUUGGAACACAGAUGCAUGGGGUUUUGGGCCAGGAACCACUUCAUUAUAUCAGUCACACCCUUGGGUUUUGGCUGUCCUCCCUGAUGGAAAGGCACUAGGUGUCCUUGCUGACACUACACAGCGUUGUGAAAUUGACUUGCGAGAAGAAUCUACUAUAAAGUUUUCUGCUCCAUCUGCUUAUCCUAUAGUUACUUUCGGGCCAUUCAAUACACCAUCAGAAGUUAUGUCAUCCUUGUCCCAUGCAAUUGGAACUGUGUCGAUGCCACCAAAGUGGUCGCUUGGCUAUCAGCAAUGCCGCUGGAGCUAUGAUUCUUCUGAGAAAGUACUCAAGGUUGUUAGAACAUUUCGAGAGAAAGGUAUUCCUUGUGAUGUGGUCUGGAUGGAUAUUGACUAUAUGGAUGGUUUUAGAUGCUUCACAUUUGAUAGUAGUCGUUUUCCUGAUCCAAAAUCUAUGGUUGAUGAUCUCCAUUCCAUCGGUUGCAAAGCAAUCUGGAUGCUUGACCCUGGGAUUAAGAAAGAGGAGGGCUACUUUGUGUAUGAAACUGGUUCAGAAAAUGAGGUUUGGAUUCAAAAGGCGGAUGGUAGCCCAUUCAUAGGGGAGGUAUGGCCUGGUGAUUGUGUUUUCCCUGAUUUUACCUGUAAAAGAACUCGCACCUGGUGGGCUAGUUUGGUAAAGGAUUUCAUCUCCAAUGGUGUUGAUGGAAUAUGGAAUGAUAUGAACGAGCCUGCUGUUUUCAAAUCUACUACGAAAACAAUGCCUGUAAGCAAUAUCCAUAGAGGAGAUGAUGACAUUGGUGGUGUCCAGAAUCACUCGUACUAUCACAAUGUAUACGGAAUGCUAAUGGCAAGAUCAACUUAUGAAGGAAUGGCAAAGGCCAAUACUGAGAAACGACCAUUUGUUCUUACAAGAGCUGGUUUUAUAGGAAGCCAGCGCUAUGCUGCAACAUGGACCGGUGAUAAUCUGUCAAAUUGGGAGCAUUUGCACAUGAGUGUACCAAUGGUUCUUCAGUUGGGUCUCAGUGGUCAACCAUUAUCAGGUCCUGAUAUUGGUGGGUUUGCUGGAAAUGCCACUCCAAAACUUUUCGGAAGAUGGAUGGGUUUGGGUGCUUUAUUUCCAUUUUCACGUGGUCAUACUGAAACUGGAAGCAUUGACCAUGAGCCAUGGUCCUUCGGUGAAGAGUGCGAGGAAGUUUGCCGUCUUGCAUUACUUAGACGGUAUCGUCUACUGCCUCAUAUCUACACUUUGUUUUACUUUUCACAUAUGAAGGGUACUCCAGUUGCCGCUCCAGUUUUCUUUGCUGAUCCACAAGAUCCAGAAUUAAGGAAAAUCGAGACUUCCUUUCUGUUGGGACCACUUUUAGUCUGUGCAAGCACUGUACCUGAUAAAGGAGCUCAUGAAUGUUCACAUAAGUUGCCAAAGGGCAAUUGGUUGCCUUUUGAUUUCGGAGAUUCACACCCUGAUCUGCCGGUCCUGUUUUUACAAGGUGGAGCAAUACUUCCUAUAGGCCGUCCUAUUAAGCAUGUUGGUGAAGCAAGUUUGGAGGAUGAUUUAUCACUAAUUAUAUCGUUGGAUGAAAAUGGUAAAGCUGAAGGUGUUCUCUUCGAAGAUGCUGAGGAUGGAUAUGGGUUCACACAGGGGAACUAUCUGUUGACAUAUUAUGUUGCUGAGCUCCACUCGUCAGUGGUUUCUGUGAAGGUCUUGAAAACUGAAGGAUCUUGGAGGAGACCUAAACGGAACUUAAACAUAAGUAUAUUACUUGGUGGAGGUGCUAUGAUAAGUUCGCGUGGUAUUGAUGGUGAAGAAGUACAUCUGACAAUGCCUUCUGAUUCUGAAGUAUCCAGCUUGGUUGCGACAAGUGAACUUGAGCAAAAGAAACGUUUGGAGAUGAUUAAGCCUAUACCUGAUAUGGAUGAGCCAGCUGGACAAGAAGGGGCUGAGCUUUCAAAAACACCUGUUGAUUUGAAGAGUGGGGACUGGAUGCUUAAGGUUGUACCAUGGAUUGGUGGUCGUAUUAUCUCGAUGACACAUCUCCCUUCUGAUUCCCAGUGGCUUCAUAGCAGGAUUGAAAUCAAUGGUUAUGAAGAAUACAGUGGGACUGAAUAUAGGUCCGCUGGAUGCACUGAAGAAUACAAUGUCAUGAGGAGGUAUCUUGAGCAAUCAGGGGAGGAGGAAUCUGUUUGUUUGGAAGGAGAUAUUGGUGGUGGCCUAGUUCUCCAGCGUCACAUAUCCAUCUUGAAAGAUAACCCGAAGAUUUUCCAGAUUGACUCAAGCAUUCAAGCAAGAAAUGUUGGAGCUGGUUCUGGUGGGUUUUCAAGGUUGGUAUGUUUGCGAGUUCAUCCAACUUUCACACUUCUACACCCAACAGAAGUGGUUGUGGCUUUUACGGCUAUCAAUGGUUCAAAGCAAGAGAUCUCCCCAGAAUCUGGAGUAGUAUUAGAGGGAGACAUGAGGCCCGACGGGGAGUGGAUGCUAGUGGACAACUGCGUAGGACUGAGUUUGGUAAAUCGUUUUGAUCCCAGUCAGGUUAGCAAAUGUUUGGUGCACUGGGGAACCGGUGAUGUGAACAUGGAGCUUUGGUCGGAGGAAAGACCAGUUUCCAAGGAGACUCCGUUGAGAAUAUGCCACCAGUACGAGGUGAGACAAACAAACUAGACUGAAUCCCGCCUGGAUCAGCAAAUAAAUGUGCUACCUCGGAGCGGGUCAUCUAAAUCAAAAUUUGGAGGUGUUCGCCACGUCCUUCGCUCUAAAGAGUGUGGUGCUGCUAAAACUUGUGGGCAUUGCUAUUGAGGUUGCAUUGGUAGGAACUCGCUCUCGUUGCUUGGUUGCAUGCUAUGCGAUAAUAAUGAACUAGUAACUGCUAUAGUUCGAGCUAGUCUUGGCAAAAAGGAAUAAAGACGAAUGUUGCACUUCCCUGUGAUUGUACACUGCCAAUUCCUGAAAAGGGCGUCUUGACUGACCGGCGAACAGCCACACCGAGUAAUAGAAACAAUGUAAUAAACGCAUCGAGUAAUUGAAGGCUGAAGCUCUCUAUGUGGUUGUCAUA
Molecule: messenger RNA, 3612 nt
Organism: Oryza sativa Japonica Group (Japanese rice)
Lineage: Eukaryota; Viridiplantae; Streptophyta; Magnoliopsida; Poales; Poaceae
Biological process (GO): carbohydrate metabolic process
Molecular function (GO): carbohydrate binding; hydrolase activity, hydrolyzing O-glycosyl compounds
Source: RefSeq, a predicted model, not a curated record